GGUCGGCAGCCGGGCGGAAGCGGAAGGGGCGGGUCUCGGUGGGCCGAGUGUCCAGCUCUUGCUUGCUGCCGCCGCCCGAGCCGGAGCGGGCGGGGAGGCCGUCGGAGGCAAGAUGGUGGACUACAGCGUGUGGGACCACAUCGAAGUGUCGGAUGAUGAGGACGAGACGCACCCCAACAUCGACACGGCCAGCCUCUUCCGCUGGAGGCACCAGGCCCGUGUGGAGCGCAUGGAGCAGUUCCAGAAGGAGAAAGAGGAGCUGGACCGGGGCUGCCGGGAGUGUAAGCGCAAGGUGGCCGAGUGUCAGCGGAAGCUGAAGCAGCUGGAGGUGGCCGAGGGCGGCAAGGCAGAGCUGGAGCGGCUGCAGGCCGAGGCACAGCAGCUGCGCAAGGAGGAGCGCAGCUGGGAGCAGAAGCUGGAGGAGAUGCGUAAGAAGGAGAAGAGCAUGCCCUGGAACGUGGACACGCUCAGCAAGGACGGCUUCAGCAAGAGCAUGGUUAACACCAAGCCCGAGAAGGCCGAGGAGGACUCGGAGGAGGCCAAGGAGCAGAAACACAAAACCUUCGUGGAGAAGUACGAGAAACAGAUCAAGCACUUCGGCAUGCUCCGCCGCUGGGACGACAGCCAGAAGUACCUGUCGGACAACGUGCACCUGGUGUGUGAGGAGACGGCCAACUACCUGGUCAUCUGGUGCAUUGACCUGGAGGUGGAGGAGAAAUGCGCGCUGAUGGAGCAGGUGGCCCACCAGACGAUCGUCAUGCAGUUCAUCCUGGAGCUGGCCAAGAGCCUCAAGGUGGACCCGCGGGCCUGCUUCCGGCAGUUCUUCACCAAGAUCAAGACCGCUGACCGCCAGUACAUGGAGGGCUUCAACGACGAGCUGGAGGCCUUCAAGGAGCGCGUGCGGGGCCGGGCCAAGCUGCGCGUCGAGAAGGCCUUGAAGGAGUACGAGGAGGAGGAGCGCCGGAAGCGCCUGGGCCCCGGAGGCCUGGACCCCGUGGAGGUCUACGAGUCCCUGCCGGAGGAACUCCAAAAGUGCUUUGACGUGAAGGACGUGCAGAUGCUCCAAGAUGCCAUCAGCAAGAUGGACCCCACCGACGCCAAGUACCACAUGCAGCGCUGUAUCGACUCCGGCCUCUGGGUUCCCAACUCCAAGCCCAGCGAGACCAAGGAGGGAGAGGAGGCGGGCCCCGGGGACUCAUCGCUGGACGCCGCCACCCCCAAGGGCCGCGAGCAGAGAGAUGCCAGCGCGUGACCCGCCACCGCCUCCCUCUGUGUCCCCUCUUCAGAAGUUGAAAAUAUAGAUGCCAUCUUCCCAGC
This is a messenger RNA of Ochotona princeps (American pika), 1317 nucleotides long. RefSeq names its product cell division cycle 37, HSP90 cochaperone (gene CDC37). Gene Ontology annotation, molecular function: protein-folding chaperone binding; protein kinase binding; heat shock protein binding. Gene Ontology annotation, cellular component: cytoplasm. The record is from RefSeq and is a predicted model, not a curated record. Gene Ontology annotation, biological process: protein folding; protein stabilization. NCBI's taxonomy places the organism in Eukaryota, Metazoa, Chordata, Mammalia, Lagomorpha, Ochotonidae. Bases 113 to 1252 code for a protein of 379 amino acids. The transcript is spliced from 8 exons.